CAGCAAAGCACACCAACUCGAGCACAAGAUUCUGAAUGUGACUCACCAGUGCGUCACCACCACCAUGCCUCCGUGCGCCGAGCUUGAAACCCCCACUCGCGACUCCCAGCCUCGCUUCUUCCUCGAAAGACGCACCUCUCGUUCCACUAUUCGCUGCGGCGCCAUCCACGGCCCUGCAUACGGCGGCGAUCGUCACGCUCAACGCACAAUUCGCGGCGGAAUGGCGGCAGAUCCGAGAGAUUCAGACGGCAUGGCGCGGCGCUGCGGGGAGCUCGAGACAACGGAGAAGGAAAGCUGGCCGCUCAAACGAGAGCGCAGCGAGGACUCGAUCUCCCAGCCGGUAGAAGAUGCACCGCCAGUUGCGCCUGCGGAAGGCGGCGCGGCGAUGGAAUCGUCCAGCGUGAAGUCGAAGGCGGGCGCGGGCAAGACGGCGGCGGCUCACGGAAGCGCGCGGCCGUGCAAGCGGUCGAAGCUGAUUCUGUUCGAGCACCGGCUGCCACGCGACGGGCACAUCUGGCUCAAGUACGGCCAGAAGGAGCUCUCGGGCGGCACCCACACCAGGCACUAUUUCCGCUGUGCGCACCGUGUGGGCGACGAGCAGUGCGAGGCGCGGCGAGUGGUGGACUUCAACAAGGUGGCGCCGGACAGCGACCUCGCCAUCUCGUACAGCGGCCGCCACCACCACGCGCCGCCCGUCACCAUCCUCUCACUGCACCACCCCGCCUCGCCCCCGCAGGGCCCCGCGCACCUUGCUGCCGCCGAUACCGCUGCUGGUGGCGGUGCGGAUGCAGUGUCUGGUGGCGGCAGUGGUAGCGGGUGGCCCAGUUCGUCGCCCAGGCGGCCGGCGGAGAAAGGCGGGGCGGCGGAGAGUGAGGGCGGAUGGGCGGGGGAGGAGAGCGGCAGGACCCAGGCAGGGGGGGCGGCUGGCGGUGAUGCGGCGGCCACUGCCGCGGGGCUGGCGGCGCAGUGGCAGGAGAGGCAGCAGGAGCAGAUGAGAGAGGCGGCUGCUGCUGCAGCAGCAGCAGGAGUCAGUGUCUCUGCAGUGCCGCAGCACGGCGGUGGUCGGUUACAGCCCAGUGCCGCAGAGCCGCCCGUGGCUGCGGCCGACAUGCAGCAGCAGCAGCAGCAGGUGUCGGCGUCCGCCUCUGCGUCGCCCCCCCACCCCAGCAGCAGCCCCGCCUGGUGCCACCCCCCCGCUGACUCCGCCCCCAUCACCCCUCAUGGCGCUGCUGCUUGCACGCCCGCGUGGGGAAUGGGCGAGGCGGCGUGCGUGGCGGGCGGGCAGCAGGCGAGCAGCAGGUGCAGCGAGUGCACGUGCGGCGCUGAGAGGGCGGGGCAGCACAUGUGGCAGCACCCAUGGCAGCAGCAGCAGCAGCAACAGCUGCAGGUGCAGCCGCAGCAGCAGUACCAGGGACAGCAACACGAGCAGGCACACCAAGAACAGCACCAGCAGCACCAGCAGUACCAGCAGUACCAGCCAGCACACGAGAAGCCACAUCAGCAGCAGCAGCAGCAGCAGAUGGCAGGUGCGGCAGAGGAUAGCUCGCAGGCGGUGGCAGUGCAAUAUGGGGGCGGCUGGCCUCACCCCGACCACCCUCAGCUGCCGCACUCUCUGCACUUAGUGCACCCCACAGCAGCGGCUGCGGCAGUGGAGGCGGCAGUAGGUGCGGUGGUGGCAGCAGCACCUGCUGUGAGCAGGCUGAGGCGGGCAGACGCAGGGCUGUCGCAAGAAGACCUGCACGCCAUGGCCGCGCAUGCCGCCUUGCCCCCCAUGGCCGCGCAUGCCAAUCACUGCGAUCCAUCCACCAAUGCUGCACCCCCUCCUGCUGCCUGGAGCGACACUUUCCCCUGCCACCCAUCAAGCAGCCCUGCCCCCCUUCUGGGCCCAGGCUCUCCGCCGCCAUUCACAGCUGCUGCUAUCGCCUCCUCCCUCGCCGACACCUCCGCCCCUCAACACCUCUCGCACCCCACCGCCGCUCCCAUGUCCUUCAUGCCUGCCCCCCCUCCCCCCCAAUCCCUGCCGUCCCUGCCGCCCCUGCCGCCCCUGCCGCCCAUGCCGUCCCUGCCCGCCCCUGGCGCGUCCUCAGAGGGCGCCGCCAUGCCGGAGUGGCUGCGGCGGCUGCAGCGGUGCCGCAGCAGCGUGGCAUGGCAGCUGGUGCAGGGCGAGGGCGAGAGGGAGGGGGACGGCGGGCCCAAGCGAAUCCUCAUUUCUGAAAACAGCUUUGGCGCGCUCGUGGUGACCAACGCCCUCACGGCGCAUGCAGGCGAGGUGGUGUGCGUGGGCAGUGGGAGGGAGGGCGGGGGGGAGAACGCAGUGGGGAUGGGCGGAGCAGAGGCAGGGGGAGAGAGGGCGGAGUUGGCAGGCGGGAGGCAGGUGCAGGGAGGGGAGCAGGGGCAGGAGGAACAGCAGGCGCAGGGGGAGAAGCAUGAGGCAGCGCAGUGGGCGGGAGAGGGGGUGGGGAUGGGUCAGGGGAGGGAGGCGUCGUUCGAUGCGGAGCAGCUGUUCUCGCUGCUGCACAACCUGCCCGCACUCGACUGCCCCAUGCCCGAAUGACCUGAAUGACCUGCCAGCACCACCCCAUGCCCGAAUGACCUGCCAGCACUGCUCCAUGCCCGAAUGUCCCCCUGGCAACUGGUGAGACACAGGGCAGUGGGAAAACUGGGGGCGUGGAAUGACAUAGCACUGCCAGUACACAGCAGAAUGUGUAUUAACAUGUAGAGAUUGAACUCGUACCUAUAUAUUGAUUCUUGUUUUGUAUCUUUAGUGAGCAGUGUUUGUGCAAGCAAGGUGUUGGGCUGAGAAAAGCCCUAGGAUCUUUUCAGAGACUAAGUGUCGUGGCACUGGGAUAACCCUGCCGAUCCUCUCUCUCUGUCUCGGGAGGGUACUGGAGAGGCUUUCUCCGGGGAAGGUGGAUAUAUGGAGCCUAACCCUCCUGAUGACAUCCCUUCUUGUCCCAGUGGUUAGGACUGGUGACUUUCUGACUCUAAGUCCCACUUGUAUGCAAUGAUUGAGUAGUG
Closterium sp. NIES-67 is the source of this 3018-nucleotide messenger RNA. The record is from the annotation of a GenBank genome assembly. NCBI's taxonomy places the organism in Eukaryota, Viridiplantae, Streptophyta, Zygnematophyceae, Desmidiales, Closteriaceae.